Molecule: messenger RNA, 2295 nt
Organism: Vanderwaltozyma polyspora DSM 70294
Lineage: Eukaryota; Fungi; Ascomycota; Saccharomycetes; Saccharomycetales; Saccharomycetaceae
Gene: NNF2
Product: Nnf2p
Exons: 1
Coding region: 1-2295 (764 amino acids)
Source: RefSeq, a predicted model, not a curated record
AUGAAGAUUGCUAAUUCGUAUCGGUUGUUGGACACGUUUGCAUUAUUUUUAAUUUUUUACAAUUUUAAUAAUUUCUAUCUGGUUAUACUAUUAAGUUUUUUCAUUAUUGCAAGUGUAGUUAAAAAUUUUAUUGCUCAUGUAUUUAUUGUACUAUUUCUAUCAAAACGUCCAUCUAAAGUGGAUUUUACCCUUUCUAAAGAACGUUUGAGGGACAGAAACUGCCUUUUUUACAGUCUCAUCGUUACGCUUAUUACUUCAACCUUGUUAAGAUACUAUUUCAAUAGUUAUUUUUAUAUACCCGUUAAGGUGUUUGCAAUAAGUAUCGUAUCAUCGUCAAUGAUCAACGAACCGAGGAACAGGAUUUAUAUUGCAUUUCUAUGCUUUUGCUCAUUUCUUUUGUUUACAUAUCUCGAAAAUUUACCUAUUGUUAAAUUGACCUUGCUAAGUUUACAAAGGAAAAGUUUAGUUUAUAAAUAUGUUUCGACAGCAAUUUCCACUGACUUCCAUUUCUCUGGUUUCAACUUUUUGAAUUUUGGAAAUAAUCAUUGGAUACACUAUGAAAAUUUGUUGCAAUUUACAUUAUGUUGUAAUAUUAUAGUAUCUCAAAUUUUAAAAGAUCUUUUUAGAAAAUCUUCAUCAUCUUCAAGUGGGGAAAGUAGAAUCGAAUUGACAGAACCAAUAUUUGAGUCUAAUAUUAAAGAUUUCAAAUUUUAUGAACCGAAUGUGACUAAUUAUAAUUCUCAAGCUGUAAGCACCACUGCAUUUUCCACUAUAUCAAAUUCAAUGAAUGAAGAAACGAACACUUGGAAAAAUAAGUUCUUCGAGUUACUAGUUACUUCUGAUGAUCAUAAGGAGAAUGAAAUAGCAGGAGUUAUAACCGAAACAAGCAACCUUGAAAAUUUUAUUAGACACUUAUUUCAGUGGAAGAAAAAUUAUUUAAUAUCUCCAUUGUGGUCUAUGUUUGUUACAUUAAAAGCGACAAAUUUUGAAAAGAAGUAUCUAAAGGAGGUUACAACAGCUAAAAAUUUGAACACAGGCAGCACUACUUCAAAUAAUGAUGAUCUUUCACCAACUUUUUCUGCUUCAAGCAUAGAGGAAACCUCCAAUUUACAAAAUAAGAGUUUAUUCGAUAAUUCUUUAGAUGUCAAUAAUAUGGAAUUGAUAGUCCAAACUGCAUCCGAUGAUUAUGACCAGUUAAAUUUAAUUUCAUCUAAUGAAAAUAUCUUUAGCAGGGGUGAAAAUGAAUAUAAAAUUUGUAUUACAGAUAUAGGCUCCCAUUCCAUCACCUUUCAUAUUGAAAAUUUAUCGGAAGGCCAACUUAUUGUGCUUGUAAAUGGUGUUAUAUGGUCAGAAGUAUCCUGUGCAUUGAUCUUUGAAAGGGAAUUUGAACAAUUUGUAGUGGUGAAUGGACUGGUUCCAUCAUGCUCUUAUGAUAUCCAAUUUAUUAAUAGACUAAACCAAACUGAUGAUCAUCUAAUUUCUGAUAUUGUUGUACGUACACGUAGUUUGAAGAUACCACAUGAAGAUUUCGAUAACAAUAUCCCAGAAUCUUCUUCAAUUAAUGAAAAUGAGUCCUUGGAAAACAUCGAUUUUAGUUUUCCUUCUUAUUACCAUAGAAAAUUCCUGUCACCUCUUUUAACAUUAAAACAUUCGGUAUUGACAACAAAUACCAAUCUGUCAGAGGAACGUAUCAAAUUAAAGAAAACAAAGAAAGAAAUUAAUAAGAAAUUGAAUACAUUAAGACAAGAAAUUGAUCACAUAAAAUCCAAGAUGAAUCAAAAUGCAUUAAAUGACGAAAAGAGUACCUCAAAAAUAGACGGGUUAAAGACUACAUUGCAACAAAAUGAAGCUUUGACAAUUAAAUUAGAAACCCAAUUGAAAGCUUUGACAGAUAAAGAACUUCAAUUAGAGUCUGAUCAUUUAAAGCAAAAAGACCAGCAUUUGAAAAGAAGCCUGGAGUAUAGUAAAUUAGAAGAAUCUUUGAAAGAAAAGCUUGCCGUUGAAAACAAGCAAUUGACAAAACUACAAACUGAGUAUAAUCAACUAGCGUCAAGAAAUGAAAGGUUGACCGCUAUGCAUGAUAAGUUGAUGAAAGAGGUUUCAAAAACUUCAGAAGAGUCUGAAUCUUUAAAGAACCAGUUUAUUCAACUAAGGGAAUCAGAUCGUCAAAGAAGGAAAGAGCUUAGAGCUCAAACAGCAAAUGAAUUUGAGCUAGCAAUCAAAGGUUUAGAGCAAGAUAUCAGUCGUCUAGAAUCUGAAAACAGUAAUAUGAAAAUGUUAAUGACUGGUUACUAA